Molecule: messenger RNA, 5833 nt
Organism: Sturnus vulgaris (Common starling)
Lineage: Eukaryota; Metazoa; Chordata; Aves; Passeriformes; Sturnidae
Source: RefSeq, a predicted model, not a curated record
UUCGGGAUUGGCACACUGACAGCCGUGAGGUGUAGGAGUGUUUUUUUUUCGGCAGUAGGAGUUGGGGCUUGGUUUCCUACACACUGUUCUAAGGAGCCCAGGGUCCCGCACGCCUUGCUUUGCUUCUGAAGUGAUGCUGGCUUGCAAACUACCUGUUUUGCCAUCUGUUUUACUCCCAGCUUUGGUGCUUGUCUACUUUUUGGAAGACUCAAUCUGUUUAUCAAGCAGGCUGACCCUUCUCUGUGGCUUUACUGACGCGGGGUAGCAAAAACAAGUUGCAGCCUUCCAUACCGUUUGGGAUGUGUAAUUGAGCAUGCUGCUUCAACACAAACGAUGAACCUUAAGGCCUUUUCAGACACAGAGCACUCAGCCCAACUGCUGCAGUAGAGAGAGAUCCGUGCCACCAUGGCUAGAAGAGGGAUUUAACUCUUGCAAAAAGAAGUGAGUGUUAGCCCAGGAAGUGUCAGUUGUCCUGCAUCGGGUCCUCCCAGGUAACUACAAAUAGGCAUUGCCAAUGGAUGAACUGGUGCACGACUUGGCCUCAGCUUUAGAGCAGACUUCAGAGCAAAACAAACUGGAUGAGCUAUGGGAAGAGAUGGCCCUGAGCCCACGGCAGCAGCGACGUCAGCUUCGCAAGAGACGGGGUCGUAAACGACGCUCAGACUUCACACAUCAGGCAGAACAUGCCUGCUGCUACAGCGAGGCCUCAGAGUCGAGCUUGGACGAAGCUGUCAAGGAUUGCCGUGAAGUGCUGACAGCUAAUUUCAGUGACUCUGAUGACAUGGCAGUCGUCAAACGACAUCCAGCUCUUAGUGCCACCCUGAGGAGCAAACAACACUUGUGGCAUGAGUCAGACUCCUUUACAGAGAAUGCACCCUGUCGACCUCUCAGGCGCCGACGGAAAGUCAAACGUGUGACAUCGGAGGUGGCUGCCAGUCUCCAGCAAAAGCUCAGGGUGUCAGAGUGGAACUAUGAGAGGGGCUGCAGGUUCAAGUCAGCCAAGAAACAGCGUCUUUCGCGCUGGAAAGAGAAUGCCCCUUGGACAUCAUCCAGUCAUGGCCUUUGUGAAUCAGGAGAGAACAGGCCCUUCCUCAGCAACGGGGGAAGGAAGGAGCGGAUGGAGUGUGAAGCUGAUGAUCAGAAGCAGGGCUCAGAUGAAAACAUGUCGGAAUGUGAAACCAGCAGUGUUUGCAGCAGCAGUGAUACUGGCCUGUUCACCAAUGAUGAAGGCCGCCAAGGAGAUGAUGAGCAAAGUGAUUGGUUUUAUGAAGGAGAGUGUGUUCCAGGAUUCACUGUCCCCAACCUCCUUGCCAAGUGGGGAGCUGAUCACCGAUCUGAAGUGGAGAGGAUUGACUCAGGCCUGGACAAACUCUCUGUUUCCACCUUCCUUUUGCCCUCACGGCCAGCUCAGAGAGGAUUUCAUGCUCGCCUGAAUCGCCUUCCCGGAGCUGCUGCUCGUUGUCUCCGUAAAGGUCGGAGGAGGCUGGUUAGCAAGGAGACCUCCAUGAGCACUCUGGGCACCGAGAGGCUGGGUCAUAUUGUUAAUGAUCCGCGCCAGAAAGAAAAGAGCACAAUGCUGGCUUCUGAUUUCCCACACACUGUUGCCUAUGCACUUGAGUUCAAUCCAUUAUCUCCUCUGUACUCUCUGGAUGUGCUUGCUGAUGCUUCCCACCGAAGAUGCUCGCCAGCACACUGCACUGCCAGGCAAGCAAAUGUCCACCUGGGACUGCCAUGUUCAAGGGACAUCAAGAGGAAACGAAAGCCAGCUGCAGCCUCCAUGUCUAGCCCAACAUCAGCAACUUUAUCUGUCCACAUGGAUGCAGCAGAAUCAGAGCUACCAGCAACACCAUCCUUGAGAUCCCAGAACUCUGAAUGGACUGGGAAAACACCAGCAGCUGAGAAAUCUACUAUUGCUGCCUCCAGUAACUUUUUUAAAAUGCCACCAGAGAAGAGCCCUGGAUACAGCUAAAAGGAAGCAUUGCAACUCUAAAAGCUUGCUCGAUUUUGGAAGUGUUUGAUUCUGGUGUUUGCACCAAACAUCUUGUUUGGCAGUAGUGGUAUCUUCAGUAUUGGUGUGUGAUGCUUGCCAUCAUCCAGGCUGGUCUCUGUGCCUCACACACCUGAGUCAUGUUUGUUAAUCUAUGCUUAAGAAAAGGUAAUCAAUGUUGGGACUGCAGUGGCUUUUAGAAGUUUUACUGCUAUCACUGUAUUUAUUAUGAAUUCAUCUCUUUCCCUAAUUACAGCUCAUAUGUAAUGGGUCAUGUACAGGUUCUUUUGGGUUUUCAGAUCUUUAUUCACCCCCUGGACAUGUUGCUUGUUUGUGUAUUUGGCAUUUUCAGGGUGAAAGUCCCACUGCCAUUCAGGGAGGCAGGCGUCUCCCUCUGCUUGCUUCCAGGCCAGAAGGAUUCCUUGGGUGAGGAAUGAGGAGGGAAUACUAACACAUUGAAACAUGGAACCUGAAUCCUAUAUUAGCAGAAUGUUUUCUGGCCAUGUGCUAAUGGACUCAAAUCAUGUUGCUUCUGGCAAAGCAAAUAUGGUGCUUGUCUACACAGAAAUUGCCAUUAGCUCACUGGCAGCAUUGUCCAUUAGACCUUUUCCUUCUCCCUUGUUCUGAAUGUCUUUGGUCUUUAUUGUGUAUUGCAUGUUCAUUCCUAAACCUCCUACUGGAUAAGGAUUUGGGAGAACUGCUUGGACAUAAAUUUGCAAACUGGUGUCCUGGGUAGAAACCCGGACUCUUGAAUGUUGUUACAGUAUGGUAGAAGAUUAUACAAAACAUCCAUAUCUCAGUGUAUAAAUUAAAAAAUAUCUGUUAGUGUUUUUAAAGGAUGCUUGUUGAAGUUAACAUGCCAUUGAACAAAAAAGCCAUUUAAAAUGUCACCUGAGUUCAGGGCAUUAUGGGUAUAGAUCAGACUCCUAUAUCAUGCUUUCUCUCCCUUCAAAAGUAUUGUCUGCUAUACCUGCUGGAGGUGUCUCCAUUUUCUGAUGAUUGCACAUUACACUGCAGUGUACACUAAAGAGGUUAUCUUCAUACAACUUCCACUUGGUCUGCUGUUACCUUCUGUGUUGCAGAAUAUAUGGACAGAGAUUUCUUCCCUCUCUUUAAUAACUGGAGCUUAUCUUGGUCUGUGUUUUCAGAAUAUGUACCUGUAUAGCAUGUGCCAAGGAACAGGUGGCCUCACAGCUUCUUAAAUCCUUUAAAAAUAGGAUCUAUUUGUAUGAAUAGAACUUCAUGCUUUCUUCGUGUGGAGCUUUCAGACAGGAGCAUUUAAACUUGUAAAAUCUAUUUUGAUUGUGGUGGUGCAUCUAGCACUCUUAAACAGAUAGCAAAAUUUGUGUGAUUUUAGUGAUUUUGCAGUGUUCUUCUCUCUUAUGAAUCCAAUAACUGAGGGACAGAUUUAAGUGGGGGAAUAUGAAGCAGUGAUUUAUGUUAACUGUGUAUUAAAAUGGGAAAUGGUCAUAAUAUACAUGAAACAGAAACUGAAUAACUUGCUAAAUCAUGAUUGACAAAUAUAGUUAUACUACAUGCACACUGUGUCUGAUCCCCUAAUACCUACUUAUUCUUGGGGAGACAUCCAAAUUGGAUUUAUAUUUCGCAGCACAAGCAAACUGUCGGAUCUGUACCUAUAAAUCCUUCUCAAAACUAUUUCUUUCUUUUUUAUUUUUUCAUUUGGGUGGUAUAUUUUAGAACUAAUAAGAACACGAAAUUCCUUUUUACCUUAAUGAAGGAAUACAAAAGUCCAUUUGGAUGACAGGACAAGCUGUAAGAGUUUGUGAAGGAAGAAGUAAUCCUGUUUUGAAGUUGUCAUGGCUUUGUCUUAUUUGUAGCAAUUUUUAACAAUGGUGCUUAAGGGGUAAUGCAGGAAGUUUCAGCACUGGAGGGUCUGUAAUCUAAAACAUCUGAAGAGAAGGUAGACCUGAAGAGUAGUAGCUUGACUCUCUAGUACUCAGGAAUACAAUGAAUGGGAAAGGUGGUCAUGUUCUCUUGACAACUUGCAGAUAAAAUUUAGGAUUUGAAUCCUUGUAAUCUAAACCACGUGCUGCUCCAAUGAUAGGGAGUAGUUCCCUAAAAGAGCAUUUGUGAAAUUGAGUGGUUUUGAUAUCAUGGAGUAUCCUCCACAACCUCUCUUAGUUUGAGUCUGUUCAACAGACUUACUCAGAUUACUGAUCCUUCAGCUAAAAUUUUAUAUUUUAGUCAUUAUAUUCUCUUUUUAAAAUCAAUUGUGAUAUGUCUUGCUACACUCUGAGUAUUGUCCACAGUAGUUUUUUCCUCUUCUGUGAAGCCAGGAUGCUUUAAAAACUUUUUCAAGAAAGGUGUUAGGGAAUCAAGAGCCUCCAUCUCAUUGUGGUGGUGGAGGGGUGGGUUUCAGUGCUUCAUGUGAUUUUUCUCUGGGGGCAGAGAAAGAGAAUUGAUCAGAUUAUCCUAUUGAGGUCAGUAGCAGUGUUAUCUGGUUAAGCCCUUACUUAGGUUGUAAGCUCCUAGGAGGUAUUUCUUACCUUUAAAGGCUGAUUUUACCUGUGGCACUACUGAAGAACAACUGUGGCAGGUCUUGUCUUGACAAACCAUACUUCCUGCCAUAGCAACUUUCUGAAAGUUCCAGGAGACUCCACUUUAUUGCAGCUGCCCUGUUUUUCCUGUUUCUAGGUUAGAAUCUAUUUACAAGUCAGUCAGUUUCUCAACCAAAUUUGAUUCUCCUGAGUGGUAGGCAAGCUAAAUGGAUCGUGUAUCUUGUUACUCCAGGGUAUUUAUCAAAAUAUAUCUUCAGACUUCAGUAACUUGAUACUUAAUAUCUGCACCAUUUUUGAUGAAUAAAAUAAGUCCAUUUUUUGCCUCCUUUUUUCAGAUUUCUUAGAAUUCACUCUGCUCACACAGUACUCAGUGUGAAGGAUACUGCUUCCCAUGUGGAUUACUUGAGUAGAAAGGAGUAAUAACAUGGUUUGAUUUGGUAGCUGUGCUUCUGCAAAGGUAUCCAUCCAGUAUGUGAUUAUUGCUUCAAAGAUACACUGUUCCCUCAUUUUUCACUUUUUGUCCACCAGGACUCCGCAGUCUUUUUUUCAGUUUUGUCUUCUCUCCAACUGUGUUUCUCCUUGUCCUUUUGGGAGACUUCAACUUCACAGACAGGGCCUGGGAAUACCAUACUGCUGUGACAAGCAAGUCUGGGAAAUUCCUGAAGUAUGCUGAAGAUAACUUGUAGUCACAAGUACUCAGUGAGACAACUAGGAAAGAUCCCCUCCUAAACCUGUUAUUUAUUAAUAAAGAAGGACUUCUGAGAGAUAUGAUGGUAAGUGGCUGCCUUUGCCACAAAGCCAUGAAAUGGGUAAUUUAAAAAUUUUUGAUGUAAUGAGGAAAAUGGUCAGCAAAGUUGCUACCCUGAAUUUCAAUACAGCUAAUUUUAGGUGACUCAGUGAGCCUAGUUACUAGCAUGUUCUUCCUUGAAUGCUGGUCAGUUUUUUAGGAAGCACCUUUAAAAGCACAAGAGCAAGUGAUCUCUCUGUGUUGAAAGUCAAACAAGCCAUGCAGAAGACCAGCUUAAGUGAACAAGGAACUCCUCUUGAAUCUCAGGAAGAGAAAUAGAUUGUGUGAUCUCUGGAAACAAAGUCAUGCUUCGCAGAAAAAUUACAGAGCUGUAGUUCACAUAUGCAGGGAGAAGAUAUGAAAGACUAAAACUUAGAGUUGAAACUGGCCAGUGUUGUGUCCAUACAAGUAAAGCUUUUUGAAGUACAUAUAUAGCAAGAGGAGGUCUAAGGGAAACAUUGGACUGAUAUUUGUUGUAGAUAAUCACCUGACAAAUUGGUGUGAAGAGAAAGUGGGGGCAUUCAGCACUUUUUUUUGCCU